Rhipicephalus sanguineus (brown dog tick) is the source of this 2235-nucleotide messenger RNA. RefSeq lists its product as uncharacterized. Lineage: Eukaryota; Metazoa; Arthropoda; Arachnida; Ixodida; Ixodidae. The transcript is spliced from 3 exons. Bases 201 to 2234 code for a protein of 677 amino acids. The record is from RefSeq and is a predicted model, not a curated record.
AGACGCCGCACCAAGCCGCACGCUGCCGGCACCGCGACGUUGAGUUUACGUUUGGAAACAUGGAGCGCAACUUUCGCGUGAUUAAGACUCGUAAUAACGGACACGUACAUGUCCCCUUAACCAAAAGGUAGCUGUAAUGUCGGCAAGCGAAACUGACCUGUUGCGUGACUGCAAGAAGUACCUCGGGACGAACAUCAAUCAUGUCUUUUCAGAAGGUCGUGGGGUGGUGCGAACGAUGUCGGGCCGAUGGACUGGACAGUCCCAUACAGCUGUACCCGAUUGGACCGCACGAAGCCAUACGGAUGUGCAGCAAUUUGGAUUGUUCAGACAUGGUAAACGGCGAGAUACAGUCGGACAUAGUCAAGAUCGACAUCAUGCCCAUACUGCACGAAUUCUUGCCCGACCCAACCACCCCUCUCACAGACGAGUUGAGUGACAGUGACGAGGAAUUUGACUACUGUUGCAGCAAACUACUCACUUCAUCGUCAAGUGCCAGUCCUUCAGCAGCUUUGGGCCCAAAGGAUCUCAGCACAACACAUCAUGCCUCUGUCACCACCUCUGGCACGGGAAAAGUGGCUACUGAGCCACUGCAGAGAACUUCUAUUGACAUUUGUGAAAAAGCACCCGGUGCAUUAGGUGGCAACCCUUCAUUGGGCUUGCUCUCAGAGGAACACAUUGGCAGAAUAUGUCAAGAUUUUGGUGUCCCCGUCAGUAGUCACAGUGCACAGGUGACUGCCAAACCGUUCAAAGAGCCCACUGUCAGCAUUGGUGACAGCACAUCCACUGCUGCAGUGUGUGCUGAACCUUCAGUGUACGCUAACUCGGUUGAACAUGUGUACAGGGCGUGUCAAACUUCUACCUCCAGCUGUGGUGAUGCGGGACAGAUGUUCAUCAAACGGGUUGAGGAGUCCACCGUCAACAUUUGUGACAGUAUAUCAUGGUGUGCCAACUCUGAUGUGCACAUGGACACAGAGGAGCCCGCUGGCAAUAUUUGUGACAGUGCAUCGUUGUGUGCCGAUUUCAGUUUGUGUGCGGAUGAUGAGGAACCCAGCAGCAACAUUUUUGACAGUGCGUUGCUAUGUAAUGACUCUAAUGUGUGUAUGGAUGCACAAGAGCCCACCAACAACAUUUGUGAGAGUGAAUCGCUCACUGCCGACUUGAGCGUGUGCAUGGAUGCAGAGGAGCCGACCGAAAACACUUGUGACAGUGCAUUGCUGUGUGCUAAUUCUAAUGUGCCCAUGGAUGCAGUGGAGACCACCAGCAAGAUUUGUGAGAGUGUAUCACUGAGCGCCGAUUUAAGCGUGUGCGUAGAUGCAGAGGAGCCGACCGGCAACACUUGUGACAGUGCAUUGUCUUAUACCGACUCUAAUGUGCGCGUGGAUACAGGGGAGACCGCCAGCAACAUUUGUGACACUGGAUUGAUGUGUGCAGACUCUAAUGUGUCCAUGGAUAUAGAGGAGCAUGUCUACAGGACACCUCACAAUUCUUCCGUCACUUGUGGUGAUGCAAUUCGUGUGACUGCUGACAAGGAGAGAGUGCACGUUCCUGCUUGUGACAGUGUGCCAACUCGUUCGUUCAGUGCCGAUGCCGCGCUGCACGUGAACUCACACAAGCAUGGGUCUAGGUCACAUGAUGCUGUCCACAUUCCUAUCACUGCUGUAAAAGCCACAGUGAGGGUGACCGCUUCAUCACCUGACUCGGAUCUUGACGAUCCACCCACUACGCCCCCGAGUGCCUACCUGUCAUCGGCAGUGAAGACAUGGAAAUGGAAUGGCACAGGUGAAGGUCACACUUUCUACACGUCUCUGAUGCCUAAGACGGUGGCAGUGAAGGUUGUCGCUUCAUCAGAAGGGCGUCCCUCUCUCUUUAAGCGUGAAUUGCCCAUUGAUAAUCCAUGCCUAGAGUCAAAGAAAGAAGAACGCAUUGAAAGAACUAGUGACCUGUUCAACUUGCAUCGAAUGGGGAAAGUCCUCAAAGUGAAAAUUGUUGCUACAUCAGAGGUGGAGCCUUCUCCUCAUGGUGUCAGCAAUAACGUUUCAACUCCCACACUCUUGCCAUCAAACGAUAUGAACUCGUGGCUAGAGGUGUUGCCAGAGGAACUAGAGGAUGAAGUAAAUUAUGCAGUUCAAGAGCCAGCUGUACAUAGUAUUCAUGUGCAUGAUCUGGAGAGCACAAAAGAGCCCAUUGUCAUAAUAUCCCCACCUCUACAACCAAACUCACAAACGGAGAUGUAAA